Messenger RNA from Linnemannia hyalina, 759 nucleotides. NCBI's taxonomy places the organism in Eukaryota, Fungi, Mortierellomycota, Mortierellomycetes, Mortierellales, Mortierellaceae. The record is from the annotation of a GenBank genome assembly.
AUGAACACCCUUACUCAAGACCAGCGUUCCAAGACGCAGACCCUCAUCUCGAUCGUCAACAUCAAGGAGCAGCCUGCCAUCACACUUCUCAGAGAUGCCAAGUGGGAUAUUCAGGUCGCGGUCAACAACUACUACAACGGCGCCACCGCUGCGCCUCAGACCAACGCAAAGCAGAGCACACCCGUCAACUCCAAGCAAAUCGAAAAGAUUUUUGACGACUUCAAGGAUGAGAAGGAUUAUAUUCUGAUUGAGGGCAUGGAGAAGUUCUGCGAGGCCUUGGACGUUGACCCUACUGAUGUUGUCAUGUUAGUCAUGGCCUACCACCUCAAGUCUGAGAAUAUGUGCGAGUUCAGUCGGACUGGCUUUAUCGAGGGCUGGACUAAGCUCAGAUGCGACACUAUCGAGAAGAUGAAGAAUGCGAUCGAGACUAUGCGCCAGGAACUCAAGGACGACGCAGCUUUCAAGGAGAUUUAUUACUUUUCGUUCAGCUUUGGUUUGGGCGAGAACCAAAAGACCUUGGAUGUCGCUAUUCCAUUUUGGAUGCUCUUGUUGCCAGAUCGCUUCCCAAGACUUGACAUGUGGUGCGAUUUCGUUCAGAACAAGUACGGCCGCUCCAUAUCGAAGGACACCUGGCAGUUGUUGUUGGACUUUGUUAACCAGGUCGAUCCCCAGUUCACAAACUACGACGAUGAAGGUGCCUGGCCUGUUCUUAUUGAUGACUUUGUUGAGUACGGUCGCACGACAUUGGAUCAGGACUAA